AUGAAAAUUCUUAUACCACCCAAGAAAGAACAACCGAAUCUGAUAUCCACGCUAUUCGAAGAGUUAUUGCUGGAAGAUUCUAGAAUACGAACCCAAGAACAAGUUUUUUCCUUUUCGAAACGCCUAAUUGAACAGUCCGGAAAACUACGUAAAGAUUCGAAACCAACUGAAGAAGAGAGUCUGCAAUUGGAGAAUCUAAGGAAUACAUUGAAUACACAAUGGAAAGAAAAGAGGGAUUUGGUUGGAAAAACAAAGAUUGACGUUUGUUAUGCUAAAAUUACCAUGCUGGUCCUAAUGACAAUAAUCUAUGCUAGCGACACAGUAUCUGUUUUUAAAACUCAAACGAUAUUUUUUGUUUGGUAUUCAUCUGUUAUUAUCAUGGGGAUAUUUUUGUCCUUGGUUGUUUUGUACACCCUUCUGAAACUCUUUCGACGAAUCAGAGCUAUAAAUCAGUCGGAUGUAGAGCAUGGUACCGAAAAACAGAUUUGCUUUGGAAAUAUGGAGUUGUCUUUCACCGAGCAGUUAGAAAAAUGCGUGGAUUUCUAUUCAAAGGAAGUAUUUCCACUGAAGGAACAAGCAAGAUCACGGGACAAAAAUCCAACAACUAAAGCGAGACCAAGUAUAGUGAAGAUGAUUGCCUUAAAGAGUACAACAACCACGAAUGGUGAAUCAUUGUUGAAUUCUUCGAGAGCCUCGUUGAUGAAAUAA
Molecule: messenger RNA, 708 nt
Organism: Caenorhabditis remanei
Lineage: Eukaryota; Metazoa; Nematoda; Chromadorea; Rhabditida; Rhabditidae
Exons: 4
Coding region: 1-708 (235 amino acids)
Source: RefSeq, a predicted model, not a curated record